UUUCUUGAGUCAGUUCCUGUGCUGCUGUGGAACUUCUCAGAGAUGCAGCUGUCUUUAACGCAUCCGUGCCUCUGUGCACUGCUUCUACUACUGAUGUCCAACCUACUUUUGUGGGAAGAAGUGGUCUCAAUACCCAUGUGCUUAAUGAGAAAUGGGCGUUGCCUUGCUCCUUUGGAAGUAAUGAUUGAUCGAGCAGUGAGAUUGUCUGAGAAAAUAAACAAACAAGCAUAUGAAAUGUUCACUGAAUUCGAUAAUCAGUAUGCCCAGAGCCACCAGCUCAUUAACAAGAACCUGAAAAAAUGCCACACAUCUUCGCUCGAUCUUCCAAAACCCAGGAGUAAGGCCCUAAUGACACAUCCAGUCAUCCUACUGAAAUUAGUGGAAACCUUACUGGAUGCCUGGAGAGUCCCUCUGUACCAUCUAGCGAAAGAAAUGCCUACUCUGAAAGGUGCCCCUGCUACCAUGCUCUCCAAAGCCAGAGAGAUUGAGGAAAAGAACGCUGGACUCCUGGAAGGGGUUAGGAGCAUUCUCAGCCAGGUUCAAAGUAAAAAUGAAGGGAAUGAGAAAUACCCUGCCUGGUCUGGACUGGUAUCCUUGAUGUCAGACAAUGAAGAGGAUCGCCAUUUUGCAUUUUAUAACUUGAUCCGCUGCGCAGGCAAAAAUGCCCAAAAGGUUGAAAUGUCUCUCAAGAUUGUGAAGUGCAGAAUAUUAAAGCAAAAAGACUGUUAAGACCUUUCCAUCACAUCUGUUUCCAAGAUGAUGCUGGAUGAUACAUUGCUGUGAAAAUUCCUUUAAGUUUUUCUCUCUUGAAUGUGUGCUGGGUAUGAUGGCUAUCUUCUUUUAAAAUAAAAACUGACUCCUCUCA
This is a messenger RNA of Alexandromys fortis (reed vole), 865 nucleotides long. RefSeq names its product prolactin-2A1-like. Gene Ontology annotation, molecular function: prolactin receptor binding; hormone activity. Gene Ontology annotation, biological process: positive regulation of receptor signaling pathway via JAK-STAT; response to nutrient levels; positive regulation of lactation. Bases 43 to 729 code for a protein of 228 amino acids. The record is from RefSeq and is a predicted model, not a curated record. The transcript is spliced from 5 exons. NCBI's taxonomy places the organism in Eukaryota, Metazoa, Chordata, Mammalia, Rodentia, Cricetidae. Gene Ontology annotation, cellular component: extracellular region.